Molecule: messenger RNA, 696 nt
Organism: Leptosia nina
Lineage: Eukaryota; Metazoa; Arthropoda; Insecta; Lepidoptera; Pieridae
Source: the annotation of a GenBank genome assembly
AUGCAUUUGCAAGCAACCCUCUCGCUGCGGCGGUUUCGGUCUCGACGAAACUCUUAUUCGAACGGCGCUAAGAGCUAUCGGGAAGGGGCGACGGCGCGUGCGGGGCGCCGAACGACUCCGCCCGCGCGCCGCGGCCGCACCGCCGAGCUGUCAAACCGCCUCCGACGGGCACCCCGCUCGAACGCACCUCCGUCGGGCGAUAUUCGCGCCGUUCGCUCGUUCCUCUCGCACGACGGAUUUCGCGCAGCGAAGAUGAACGGCAGCGCCACGACAGCCGCCGUCAACGGCGCCGUCGGCGGUGCCAACGGCUCUCUCAACGGGAUAGGAGCCGCUCCGCGCACGGCGACCCUCGGGACUCCGAGCGCUUACGCUUACGCGUCGAGCGGCUCCCUGCUCGGCCGGGGCUCGGCGAGACCAGUUCCGCCGCCGACGUUGCCCAAAUACAGUGGCUCUUUCAGCGCCGGCAGCGCCUUAAGUUCCGCCGGGCUCAGGGAGAGGGAUCGAGAGGGAACGGGUGGAUCUCAUCGAUUGGCCAGUUUGGAGAGGCUCGCUCUUCGCCAGCGCAUCAUCGAACAGAGUGCCAACAACCAGGUAGCCGGUGCCGCGGCGCUCAAUAGCUCCGCGACGAACGCCGGUCCCACGUCCGCCACCGUCACCCUCACCGAUACGGCCACAGUGAGUCCCCUUUUGCCAUAA